CGUCAAGCCUUGUCCGUGUACGCUCGAGCAGUUCGACCUCAUGUACGGUCCUUGGUCGGUAUGCUCGCUCGCACCGCGCUCGCUCACAUCACGCUUGGGGACCAGCGGAGAUGUGCGAACUCCCAUAUCCCCAGGUUGCCAGCAAGGAUACCCACUCUGGCAUCGAGCGCUGGCUUAACCACAUUGGACUCUCGUUCAACGGCGUCCUCGAGGCCACAAUGCCGGCUACCCCGAGUGACCGAGCGGCCCUCAAUUAUACCCCGACACCACCCCACUCUCGUACGUUCUUUAGCUACUACACUCUUUGCUUUUGUACUAUGGUUCCGAGAUAUUACAACAGAAGGAACAUAUUUAGGAGAUCACACACUAAUUGUACAAAACGGUUGUCAGGCCUUGCACCGUACAGAAAGGUGGAGGCUAAGGAGUGAAAGCCAACUGCUCAUAGAGAAGAUGUGUCGUGGUGGUGGGCGCAGUCAAGAGUAUUCCGAGACGUGAUCCAUGCAUCGCAAGGCGGUGGGGAGAGGGGACAGCAUGGGUCACGCUUCCGUGAGUGUCGGCCCUGGGCGCAUGGCGUGUUUCCACACCGAACACCGGAACGAUUCGGGCAAGCGACUUGGGCGCUUGAGAAGAGAUGGGUGCAGGAUCGGCUUGCCAUGGCGGAAUGGUGUGGGAAAGGGAGCAUACGGAGUGAAGUUGACCCAAGGCGUGGCUGUGUCUCAUGAGGCCAUCGCUGAAGACGACUCAUCA
Molecule: messenger RNA, 747 nt
Organism: Cutaneotrichosporon oleaginosum
Lineage: Eukaryota; Fungi; Basidiomycota; Tremellomycetes; Trichosporonales; Trichosporonaceae
Source: RefSeq, a predicted model, not a curated record